AGUGUCACCAAACAGUUACAGGUGUAGUCUCCAGGCACCCUCGUCUGUCACAAAUUAAAGCUUCUCAGUCAAGAUGUUGAAGGCGGUUAUUUUAAUUGGAGGCCCCCAGAAAGGCACAAGGUUCAGGCCCCUGUCAUUUGAAGUGCCCAAACCCUUGUUUCCUGUAGCUGGUGUGCCCAUGCUGCAGCAUCACAUUGAAGCAUGUGCCAAGGUACCAAAUAUGAAGGAGAUUUUGCUCAUCGGCUUUUAUCAACCAAAUGAAGAACUGAACAGAUUCCUGUUCAAUGCACAGCAGGAGUUUAAAAUCUCCAUCAGGUAUCUGCAGGAGUAUGCUGCCCUUGGCACCGGGGGGGGCAUCUAUCACUUCAGAGAUCAGAUCGUGUCCGGCAGUCCAGAGGCCUUCUACGUUCUGAAUGCGGAUGUUUGCUCAGCGUUUCCCCUUGCAGAGAUGCUCAGCUUCCAGAAGGAACACGGAGAACCAAACAGCUUUGUUAUCCUGGGGACAACGGCAAACAGAAAGCAGUCCAUGAACUACGGCUGUAUUGUUGAAAACGAGACAACAAAGGAAGUCUUGCAUUAUGUGGAAAAGCCGAGCACAUUUGUGAGCGACAUCAUAAACUGCGGCAUAUACCUCUUCACCCCGGAAAUCUUCCAGCAUAUCGGUGCUGUCUUUCAGAAGAACCAGCAGGACAUGUUGCUAUAUCCAUACGAUGGAGAGGAGCCAACCAACGGCUGGCACCGGGCGGAGGCCAUCAGGCUGGAGCAGGACAUUUUCACUGCCCUGGCGGGACAGGGCAAACUCUACGUGUAUAAAACCCUCAGCUUCUGGAGCCAGAUUAAAUCUGCAGGGUCUGCAAUUUACGCCAGUCGGUUGUACCUCAACCAGUAUCACACCACUCACCCUGAAAGACUGGCCUCAAUUAAAGAGGGGGGGCCUAAAAUAAGUGGUAAUGUCUAUAUUCAUCCUACAGCAAACAUCGACCCCACUGCUAUGCUGGGCCCCAAUGUCUCGAUUGGCACAGGAGUAACGAUUGGUGCUGGGGUCAGAGUUCGGGAAUCCAUCAUCCUUCAUGGUGCCACUCUACAGGAUCACUGCUGUGUUUUGAACAGCAUUGUGGGAUGGGACAGCACUAUUGGCAAGUGGGCCCGAGUAGAAGGAACCCCGAGUGACCCUAACCCAAAUGAUCCCUUCGCAAAGAUUGACAGCGAGACGCUCUUCAGAGAGGGAAAACUCACACCCUCUAUUACUAUUCUGGGUUGUAACGUGACCAUCCCUUCUGAGGUCAUUAUACUCAACUCGAUCGUCCUACCACACAAAGACCUCAACCGCAGCUUCAAAAACCAAAUUAUUCUCUAGUUAAUCUUACUCGGGCUUCUGUCCACUUACUGUCACUGAUGAAGAAUGCUGCUGGACACACAGCGCCCUGCCUCUGAGUUACUGUAUAUAAGACGUCAAAUAUCAAGAUAGGGGGCAUUCAUUAAAUCAUUUUGAAAAAUAGUUUUUUUAUAUUUGUCCUUCAGCCCUUUAUGCAUCACUGGGUGUCAGCAGCAUUAACGGAAAGUUAAUCAAGCAUGUUGAUUCUCCUUGAAAAAUGCUGUCAUGCCAGGGGUUUAAAUUGUUUUUAUAUUAACUUUACCGAACUGUAAAAUUACUACAAAUACUAGUGUAAUAUAUUUUCUUGGAUAUAAUAUGAUGUUAAAAAAAAAAGGUGUAUAGACAACUACGCUCUGUUUUUCUCAAGGGCAUCCUUGAUAAACUUGAGACUUGUUACUUGAGUGUGAGAAGAGGAAUUAUUAGGGAAUAAAAAUCCUUGGCCACUGACUGUGGUUAAUUUUUAGCGGUGAUUAUUUGUGUGGAGCUCUUGAUUAAAACCGUUAACCAUC
Trematomus bernacchii (emerald rockcod) is the source of this 1884-nucleotide messenger RNA. It is a transcript of the gene gmppaa, whose product is annotated as GDP-mannose pyrophosphorylase Aa. Gene Ontology annotation, cellular component: cytoplasm. Gene Ontology annotation, biological process: biosynthetic process. Gene Ontology annotation, molecular function: transferase activity. The transcript is spliced from 13 exons. The record is from RefSeq and is a predicted model, not a curated record. Bases 74 to 1357 code for a protein of 427 amino acids. NCBI's taxonomy places the organism in Eukaryota, Metazoa, Chordata, Actinopteri, Perciformes, Nototheniidae.